AUGGAGAGGGGAAAUCAAACCAGCAUCUCAGAAUUCCUCCUCCUGGGACUGUCUGACCGGGCGGAGCAGCGGCAGCUCCUCUUUGUGCUGUUUCUCUGGAUGUACCUGCUCGGGGUCCUGGGGAGCCUGCUCAUCAUCCUGGCCAUCGGCUCCAACCUGCACCUGCACACCCCCAUGUACUUCUUCCUCACUAACCUCUCCCUGGCCGACGUCUUUUUCCUGUCUACCACAGUCCCCAAGAUGCUGGCCAACAUCCAGACCCACAACAAAUCCAUAACCUACCCUGGCUGCCUGGCACAAGUAUACUUUUUUAUCUUCUUUGGAGGUCUGGAUAUGUUCCUCCUAACCGGGAUGGCUUAUGAUCGCUACGUGGCCAUAUGCCACCCUCUCCACUACACCACCAUCAUGAGCCCACGACUCUGUGCCCUGAUGGUUUCCGGGUCCUGGAGUGUCAGUAGCCUUGAGGCCUUACUCAACACACUGUUGAUGCUUCACUUAUCCUUUUGUGCAGACAACAAAAUCCUUCAUUACUUCUGUGAACUGAACCAGAUCCUAAAGCUAUCCUGCACUGACACCGUCAUUAAUGAUGUGUUACUGUACAUACUGAUCGUGGUACUUGGUGUGGGUCCCCUCGCAGGCCUCCUUUUCUCUUAUGUCCAUAUCAUUUCAACUAUUUUAAAAAUAUCCUCUGCUGGGGGAAGAUGGAAAGCUUUCUCCACUUGUGGCUCUCACCUGACUGUGGUCUCUCUGUUCUAUGGCAGUGCCCUCGGGGUCUACCUCAGCCCCAUGUCUACCCAAGUAUCCCGGAAAGGCUCGAUAGCAUCUGUCGUGUACACGGUGGUCACCCCUAUGCUGAACCCUUUCAUCUACAGCCUGAGGAACAAGGACAUGAAACGAGGCCUGAGGAAUGUGUUCUGCAGGAAAAACCUUUUUUUGCAGAUGUCGUGA
Messenger RNA from Ornithorhynchus anatinus (platypus), 948 nucleotides. Its product is annotated as olfactory receptor 7A10. The transcript has a single exon. NCBI's taxonomy places the organism in Eukaryota, Metazoa, Chordata, Mammalia, Monotremata, Ornithorhynchidae. Gene Ontology annotation, cellular component: membrane. Gene Ontology annotation, molecular function: G protein-coupled receptor activity; olfactory receptor activity. The record is from RefSeq and is a predicted model, not a curated record. Gene Ontology annotation, biological process: G protein-coupled receptor signaling pathway. The coding region runs from base 1 to 948 and encodes 315 amino acids.